GAAUGAAAGAAAUCUGCUUGAAACUGUGCGAAUAAUUUGCAUGAUUUAUGGCUUUUUAUCUGCUGUGAAAAUAUUUUUGACCUAAGUAGUAAUAAUAUAUAUUAUUAACUACAAUUGUAAUCUUACAGCAGGUUUCAAGCAGAAGUGUAACUUAAUGAGUGACAUGUUAAUACAUUAAACAUUUCUACAUUUUUAGUUUCAUUUUACUUAAUUCAUUGUUUGUGAUUUUGUGCUUUAUCUCCUGUAUUCUGAUGGCCUCUAUUCGGAAUUGUCUGCAACGUGAGAUAUUCACUCCUAAAGAAGAAAGACUUCUUGGAACAAUUCAGGUCUGGAAAGCAGGCAAGAGAAGGAAGACAUCAAUUUUAUGUGCAACAGUCUCAUCAGAAUGUCCUGUGCAGGUUUCACUGGUAAAGGUGAAGAUAUCUGAUCGAGGGCAGUACAAGCCAUGUAUUUACUGGACGCUGAGGAAUAUGCAGCUGGUAGAUGGGAAAGAUGCUGUCAAGGAAACUUGUGAAUUUGAUCUGCAUUUAGACAAGGUGUACAAGUGGGUGACAAAUACCUUUAAAGAAAAAAAAUCUUUUCUAAUUUGCCUCUGGAAGCUUAACCAGCGAUACCUACAAAAUAAAAUAACGUUUGUCAAUAUCAACCCUGAAAUCCUUGAAGACCUUGUACCAGAAACUCAGGAUCCAGAAAGUGGAGAAACUGGAGAAUCAGACAGGCAAGAAGAAUAUGAAAGAUAUCAAGAACUGUUAACUAAAGAGACCACAGAUCUUGAGAAGCUCAUGGAUCAAUGUGAGCAGGCAGUGGCUGACUCUGAGGCGUUUGUGCAAAUGCUAACGACAGACUUGCAAGUUCUCGAUCAGGCAAAUCUUAAAGAGAUAAUAAAUUCAGAAAAGCAAGUACACCUUAUUGUCCAAUUGAUUGAGGAAGCCCUUAAAGAGUCAGAGCAUCUUGAAAAACAGCUGAGUGCUCAUGAAGACCUCCUGCAUACUGUUAAGGAGCACAUGGAUAAUAUCCACCAGUUGCAGAUUAUUGACAGAAAUCAUCAAAAGCUAUAUGAAGAAGUGAUAUAUUUGGUGGAAAAUUUGACACUCUCUGAAGAGCAUGCAUGGAUUUUAAAUAAUGGAAAUCUAGAUGACCCUAAAGAUUUAGAACUCUGCAUAAAAGCAGUGCAGGCUUUGUCUGGUUGCUCAAGCACCAACUUGACUGCUGGUCAUCGUAAGCUUCAAGCUGUAGCCGAGCAAUUAAUCAAGUUUGAGAGCCUGAGACAAAAUUUUGAAAAUCGUUUUGUCAAUCACAUUAAUAAAAUGAUUGUUUUACAGGGAAUGGACCAAGAUUUUAUUCUGGAAAGUGAUAUUGAUAGCCUGGUUUUGAUGAGUCACUCUGCGCGUCAUCGGAAACUAAUGUCUUUUAAACCACUCAUGGAAUGGUUGAAAAACAAUAAUCCAGUCAUUUUCAAUGAUCUACUCAUGGUUUAUUCUGAAAGCCUUGGAAAACUUUAUGAACGGCAAUUGAAAGAAUUUUUUAGUCUUGCAAGAUUCAAAGUCACUGGAGCAAAGGAAAGCAGACGUUUCUCUUUCCCAGAUACCACUGAAAGAGGUUUACCACCUUCUUCAAACAUAACAUGGCCAAAGCUUAAUUUCUCUGUUCCUGACCGCCUUGAAAUGGAUGUAGGUCGCAGAGAAUUAGUGGACAAAGUUUUAGAGCAGGUGCUUUCUCAAUUAGAGCAUAUGUGCAUUGAAGAACAAGAAUUCAUUAUUUAUUUCUUUAAUGUGGAGAGUACAGAAGAUGAGAGUGAGUUAACAGUAAAUGCCAAUGAUUGUGUAGCAAGAGGACACAGAGACUCAUUUGAUGACAGGAAAGAUAAGGCUUCAAGCCUUCUGAUAAGAGGAGUCUUUGGCUGCAUUGAAGCAGACAUGUUAAACUUUGUUAACUUAUGUGAUAAAGUAGAACUGUUUAGCUGUCUACAUGUAUUACUUAGGAUAAGCCAGCAUGUGAAUAAGAUUCAGAACAAUCCUUGUGCAUCAUUCUUCUGCAAAGUGCUCAAAAUCUGUUUACUUCAGGCCAAGCACAACUUCCAUCAAUUAACUGAAGCUCAACGCAAAGAUAUUGAGAAUGCAAAGAUAGCAAAAAAAGCAAAAGUUGGUGUUUUGCCAUUUGUAAGUCGAUUGCAAGAGUUUCUUAUUCUUACAGAAAAUGUUUUUCGAAAUGCAGAAGAGCCCCGUGAUCUGAAUGAUGCCUACUGCAAGCUUAUUACUGCAACAUUUAACACCAUUGAAAACCUUUCAUCACAGUCUCUGAAGACACCUUCUCAAGUGGUGAUGAUAGAAAACUUCUAUUUUAUUUUUAACUUCCUUUCUGAACUGAAGAUCCCUGGGCUGGACCACAAGCGGAAGGAGGCAAAGAAAAAAUACACACAUUACCUGAACCUUUAUGUAACCACUAAUCUUGGCCUUCCUUUGGAAAAGCUCAAUGAAUUUUUUGAGGGAGUCAAAACUCGCAUGGCCCAGGGAAUUAAAGAAGAAGAAGUUGGUUUCCAGAUGGCCUACAACAAACAAGAACUGAGGAGAGUUAUUGAGAGAUAUCCAGGAAAGGAAGUGAGAAAGUCUUUGGAAACAUUAUACAAGAAUAACUUCAAACACCUGUCAGAUCCAUAUCUACUUCAGGUGGUGUGGCGAAUGAUGCAAGAUGACUUCAUUCGUCAGUAUCAGCAGUUUGUAGAGCUGAUUGAACGUUGUUAUCCAGGGUCUGGCAUUACAAUGGAAUUCACAGUGGAGGAUCUUCUAAAGUAUUUUUCUGAACUGGACUGUUCUGAUGUGUCAUAAUAGAGAGUAAAGCUACAAAAAACUGUAACAGUACAAGCUAUAGUAUAUGAAGUUUUUCUUUUGUCAGGCAGCUGAAUGUAUGAAGUAUAUGUAAAUUAAAGCUGUAAGAGCCAUAGAAAAUAAACAUAUGGAUAAGGAAAAUUACACUUGAUGAUUUUAAUCUAAAGAGUACAUUAAAACCUUUUUGUUUAUAUUUUUUAAUAUACACAAUACUUUUCUUUAUCAAAUUCAUUACUUGAUUUAAGUGAGUAAAUAUAUACUGUGUAAUACUUACAUAGUAUUGAUUUAAGGCAGCAAGGACUUGGGUUCAAUUGUUGACAAAGCCACUUUUUUUGUGGACUGAUUGUGUUUUUCUGUGUACAAGUGGAUCUAGAUUCUCCUGUUUUAAUCAGCACAAGCAGCCCGCUAUCCCAUCCCCCAACAAUGCAGCUGAAGUGAGAUGCAAAAUCCUCAGAGCUCAAUACUGUUUAUCUGGGUGUGUUGUUAUAUCGUUAUUUGGAAUAUAUACAUUUCAUGUUUGUUCCAUAUCUACAAUGAUUUGGAUAAAUGUAGGAUGGCAGGAAAUGCGAGACAAGAAAUGUUGAACACAUAACUAAAACAGAAAGUUUUUUUCAUGU
Messenger RNA from Polypterus senegalus (gray bichir), 3442 nucleotides. Its product is annotated as exocyst complex component 1-like. The transcript is spliced from 17 exons. Bases 252 to 2825 code for a protein of 857 amino acids. The record is from RefSeq and is a predicted model, not a curated record. NCBI's taxonomy places the organism in Eukaryota, Metazoa, Chordata, Cladistia, Polypteriformes, Polypteridae. Gene Ontology annotation, cellular component: plasma membrane; exocyst. Gene Ontology annotation, molecular function: phosphatidylinositol-4,5-bisphosphate binding. Gene Ontology annotation, biological process: Golgi to plasma membrane transport; exocytosis.